AUGGCCUCGGCACACGAUGCAAAUACUGCAUCCCAGCACGAAGAUGAUGCCGCCUCGGCGUGUUCCGCCACCUGCAGUCAAAAGACCUGUAGCAACUGCUGCGACGAGGAUCAUUGCGAAGAAGACCAUUGUAAGGAAGACCAUUGUAAGGAAGAUCAUUGUGAGGAAGACCAUUGCGAGGAAGACCAUUGCGAAGAGGAUCAUUGUUCACAGUCUUGCGAGGGCUUUGUGAAAUGCAGCGAAGGCCCAGAGUGCGAUUCGCCAUCUAGCCUUGUCCAGGCUUGCAUUUCAGACUCGUGCACUGUCCCGCCUUGUGUCAGUACCGCAUGUGCCGAAGAGACCUGUGCGAGUUUUGCACCACCAUGCUUUGACACACACUGUGCUUAUCCGUGGGCAAACAGUGCUGAACAAAGUCCGUCCAUGGUCCCUUCGCCACUCAGUACCUAUGUCAGCAGUUCUCAGACUGGUUUGUGGACUCCAGUGGAUGGAUGGUUGCGAGACAGCGUGUCGCCAUUACAGCAGCGGGUACAUGUACGAGGCCAUGGAGAGAUGCCUACACCCAGCCCGUUCUCACUCGAAGACGAUCCGAGUGGUUUAGCCCUCUCCUACGAUCCUUACGCAUAUCCCGACGCAAAAAAGGCCAAAACUAGCCACAAUCCUUCGGAGGAAGUCGCAACAUACCUCCUCCCACAUUCUCUCCCAGAGACACAGACAGAGCAACAUCCGACCUCGCUUCAGCCCACGUCAAACCCGUCGUUUCUAUGCCUCUGGGGCAAUUCUUGCGGCGAAGAAUUUUUUGAUUUCAACGCGCUAGAAGAUCAUGUACAGCAUAAUCAUGUCCGACCACAGACGGUGUUCAACUGUGAAUGGGACAGCUGUGGACAAGUCACCGCCUCUUCUGAUUUACUCUCUCACGUCCGACACAGUCACGCUUUUGCUGAUGAGCAUAUUUGUCUCUGGGCAGGGUGCGAAGCAAAAUUUUAUCGAGUCGAAGAUUUGGAAGAGCAUGUAAAGAUAGCGCACGUUCCUCAGAAUGCCCUUUAUUGUCAAUGGGAUCACUGUGGCAUACUGGCCGAUGGGCCGGCCAAUCUGAGCAACCACUUGCAAACAAAUCACCUCAUUGGACUCGGCGUGGACCAUAACACCCAGCAAACGCACUUUUGUACCCAUUCGCACUCUCAUAAUCAAAAUCAUCUAUAUCAGCAUCAGCAUUUCCACCACCUUCAUGGGCAUCCGCGUCCUGAUGACCAGACCUAUGUUCUCAAAGAAGAUUCGUUCCCACGACACAAGCCAAUCUCAUCCCGCUCACAGAGUACACCGUUGGAAUCCCAGAAUCCCGUUGUGCCUUCCGAAGAUGAACCCGAGGAGGGCGACGAUAAGUCUCAAGUUAGAAUCUGCAGUUGGUCCGAAAAAGAUGGCAGUACAUGCAAUCAAACCUUUGAUAGUGUACGCGAUUUGCACGAGCACGUAAAAGAGCACCAUGUCGGAUCUGAGGAUAGCAGAGAAGAUGGCUAUGUUUGCAGGUGGGCCGGCUGCAGUAGGAUGGCUAUGAAGCCGUUCAAGCAAAAAGGGAAGCUGGAACGCCAUAUUCAAGUACACACGCGACUAAAAAACUGUCAAUGCCAGUUUUGCGGCAAAGAGUUCUCAGCGCAGCAAGCACUGGCACAACAUGAGCGCACUCACACCGGAGAGAAGCCUUUUCUAUGUGAAUACUGUGGAAAGGGCUUUGCUCAAAGUAGCGCUUUGACGAUGCAUAAGAGAACGCACACAAAUGAAAAGCCAUUGAAAUGUGAUUUUCCUGGUUGUAACAAGACCUUUAGCGAAUCAUCCAAUCUAUCCAAACAUAAGAAAACACAUAGCAAACUUCCUCGCGAGCACAGGUGCACUUUUCCUGGUUGUGAUAAAUCUUUCCAUCGAUUCGACCAAUUGAAACGACAUCGAAAAGUUCAUGAGAAGAAACGCCAAUUGACAGACGUGUCUGGAAGUGAUACCAGUGCGGCUUUCCAAAUCCCGCCCUAUCCAUCAUCACAUUCGAGUUCUCGAUCAGCCUCUGGAUCCUUUGAGCCUUUAGAUCUACAAGAGCUACGAUAG
This is a messenger RNA of Xylona heveae TC161, 2091 nucleotides long. RefSeq lists its product as hypothetical. The record is from RefSeq and is a predicted model, not a curated record. The transcript has 6 exons. Gene Ontology annotation, molecular function: DNA-binding transcription factor activity, RNA polymerase II-specific; RNA polymerase II cis-regulatory region sequence-specific DNA binding. Gene Ontology annotation, biological process: regulation of transcription by RNA polymerase II. The coding region runs from base 1 to 2091 and encodes 696 amino acids. Gene Ontology annotation, cellular component: nucleus. NCBI's taxonomy places the organism in Eukaryota, Fungi, Ascomycota, Xylonomycetes, Xylonales, Xylonaceae.